Messenger RNA from Penicillium bovifimosum, 2043 nucleotides. RefSeq names its product Sec1 family protein. The coding region runs from base 1 to 2043 and encodes 680 amino acids. Gene Ontology annotation, biological process: vesicle-mediated transport; intracellular protein transport. Lineage: Eukaryota; Fungi; Ascomycota; Eurotiomycetes; Eurotiales; Aspergillaceae. Gene Ontology annotation, cellular component: CORVET complex; fungal-type vacuole. The record is from RefSeq and is a predicted model, not a curated record. The transcript is spliced from 4 exons.
AUGCGGGCGCAGUGGCACUUCACGUCUCUCUGUUUAUUUUUGGCCACGACGUUGCCUCUGGAUGAAAUGGCUCCUUUAUCGGGGUCUGAUGCGGACCAUUUUAGGGAUAAGGCGCGGAGAGAUCUCCUCACAUUGCUGGAAGGCGCCCGGGGUAAGAAGAACCUCGUCAUAAGCCAGGAGCUGGCUGGCCCAGUGGGGCUGUUUGUUAAGUUCUCCGUGCUUCAGGAGUACGGCGUGGAUCGGGUCUUCUUGCUGGAAAAUGCAAACAUCGACUCAUCACAACGCAAUGUUGUGUUCCUCGUUCGUGGCGAGAAAGCUCGCCACGUUCGAACUGUAGCAGAACAAAUCAAACGGCUGCAAAAUAAUGGAAACGUUGAACAUGAGUUCUCCAUCAUCUUCGCUCCAAGACGGACCCUUGUAAGCAAUGCGGUCUUGGAGGAGGCAGGGAUCAUCGGCGACGUGAAUAUCUCCGAGCUUCCACUUUAUUUUAUGCCUCUGGAGCAAGAUAUCUUGUCAUUGGAACUCGAUGAAUCGUUUGAGGAUUUGUACCUGCACAAAGAUCCUGGGUGUAUCUUCCACGCCGCCAAGGCCCUCAUGGGCGUGCAACAACGCCAUGGGUAUUUCCCACGUAUCGUGGGGAAAGGCGACAAUGCUCGGCGACUGGCAGAUCUCCUCUUGCGCAUGAGAAAAGAACUUGAUGCAGAGGAGAGCUCUGGAUUGGCGGACCCGUCUGCCAGAGGGCUGUUGCCAAGUGCCAGUGUCGAGAACUUGAUCAUUAUUGACCGAGAUGUGGACUUCGGAACGCCCCUUCUAACACAGCUCACAUACGAAGGCUUAAUUGAUGAAUAUGUCGGAAUUAAGAACAACCAAGCAGAUGUCGACACUAGCAUUGUCGGCCCUGCACCCACGCCACAGUCUCAAGAGUCAUCUAAGGCACCCCAGCAAGUCAAACAGGGACUGAAGAGAAAGAUCCAGCUCGAUGCCUCGGAUCAAUUGUUCGCCCAACUGCGAGAUGCAAACUUCGCAAUUGUUGGCGAUAUCCUGAAUAAGGUGGCACGUCGCUUAGAGACCGAGUACGAAAGCCGCCACACGGCCAAGACAACAGGCGAGCUUCGAGAGUUUGUCAACCGUCUACCAACCUACCAGCUGGAACACCAAAGUCUUCGAACCCAUACCAAUCUAGCCGAAGAAAUAAUGCGACUGACUCGAUCCGAAACAUUCCGUAAAACCCUGGAAGUCCAACAGAACAGCGCCGCCGGUGCCGACUCCACAUAUCAACACGAGACAAUUGAAGAGCUCAUAGCUCGAGACGUCCCACUGAAGACCGUACUACGGCUUCUGUGUCUGGAAUCUUGCAUGUCUGGUGGUCUCCGCCCCCGCGACCUGGAGAGUUUCAAGAGACAAAUCGUCCAAGCAUAUGGCCACCAGCACCUCCUCACAUUCUGGGCACUAGAGAAGAUGGAACUCCUCCAGCCUCGAUCCUCCGCCACGACCACGCUCCUCCCUACAUCCGGUGUACAAGCCGGAACAAAGACCAACUAUGGGUAUUUGCGCAAGAACCUUCGUCUUGUCAUCGAGGAGGUCAGCGAGAAGGACCCGAAUGACAUUUCAUACGUGUAUAGUGGCUUUGCGCCCCUCAGCGUCCGCCUGGUCCAAUGUGUGCUGCAAAAGUCAUACAUGGUCUCGCUGAUCAAGGGUGGUACACCUGCUGCCUCGCUAAAUACUGCCAGCACGACGUCGCCUGGCUGGCUUGGCUUUGAGGACGUGGUCAAGAGUGCGCGUGGUUCGACUUUCAAUAUUGUUCAGAAGGGUGAUGAUAAGGCUGUGCGGGCUCGUCAGACUUUGAGUGGCAAUUCUGCUACAAAGACUGUGUAUGUCUUCUUCCUGGGUGGUAUUACGUUCACGGAGAUUGCUGCGUUGCGCUUCAUUGCUACGCAGGAGGCUCCGCGGAGGAAGAUCAUUAUCUGUACUACCAGUAUCGUUAGUGGUGAUCGGAUGAUGGAGGCUGCUAUUGAGAAGGGUAGCUUUGGUAAGGCGGAGUGA